AUGGCGCCAGGCCAGCGGUUGGUUUUGUGUGAAGAGACUGUACGGGAGCACAGCGGCCUGGGUCCCCACCGCGACCUGGCUGAGCUUCGAUCUUUAUCUAUCCCUGGAACAUACCAAGAGAAGAUUACUCACCUGGGGAACUCUCUGAUGCAUUUGACAGCUCUAAAAUCCUUAGACCUCUCACGCAACUCCUUGGUUAGUCUUGAGGGUAUACAGUAUCUGGUCUCCUUGGAGAGUCUCAAUCUCUACUACAACUGUAUUUCUUCAUUAGCAGAAGUAUUUAGGCUCCACACCCUAAUGGAGCUCCAGGAUGUGGACUUCCGGCUUAACCCUGUUGUGAAGAAUGAGUCUGACUACCGCCUGUUUGUCGUGCACAUGCUUCCGAAGCUCCGACAGCUAGAUGACCGUCCUGUGAGAGAGAGUGAGCGGAAGGCUUCCCAGCUUCAUUUUGCCCCAGAAGAUUCACUGAACUCAAAGGAGAACUUCUCAGCCACUUUAACAGUUGGAAGACCACACCACCUCAGAAACAGAUGUACUGAGACCUCGGCCAAAAAAUGCUUGGUCAUGGAUGCUGAUGAUGAGGCUGUCCUGAACCUUAUUGCCGAGUGUGAAUGGGACCUGAGCAAUCCUCCUGGGAACAUGAGCUCCAGCCAAAAGGAACAUGAAGCUGACCUCCAUUAUGCCCAAGAGUCCAGGCAUCUGUUGAGUCCUUUGUCCAUCCAGCACCAGUGUGGGGAUUCAGCGAGGCGAGGCCAUGAGAAGAAGAAAGCCACCUCCAGAGGGUGUCCAGGUCAUUCACCACAGGACCAACUCUGUGGGGAGCUCCCCCCACAGCAUGGCUUGCCAGAGGCCUGCCAUAUGCACAUACAGCAUGCCCGCAUCACUUCACAGCCAGACUCUGUGGAUGUUGAGGACUGUGCUUCAUCUUCUCAGAAGUCAAGUUUGUCAUCACAAAAAAUAGUAAAUCCUUUGCCUGUCCCUGAAAAGUACAGGAAGCGAAGGAUGCCUGGUGGGAGAUUCCAGGUGCCUUCAGACCGGGAGUGUUUGAGCUUCCUAGAGAGGGCUGACGGGCCCUCCAGCCUUGAGGACAGUCUAAGCAGACAGGAUGGCUUGGAGGGCCAGAGUCAGGUGGCCUUGUCUCACUCUGAGGCUUUGGAGGCUGAAGAGCGGACAUCUCAUGGCACAAGUGACCCCAGAGUGCUGUCUCCUAAACUCUGCUCAGCAGCGGUGCCUGAGCGGAGGUCCACUCUGGAAGUGGCACUUCUGGAGGCCCUCCUCGACCUGAUAGACAGGUGCUCAAGUGGCAGUGGAUCGCUGCAUGGCAAUGAGGCCUUCCUUGCUCAGGCAAGGCAUGUUUUGUCAUCUCUUCAAGAGUUCACAGCAAUUCGGGACAGUUCAGCACUUGAAAAGGAAGGAAUUGGUUACCUAUCUCUUGAAAAUAAAACUCUGCAAAGCCACCUUGCUGAGCAACAGCAACAGUAUACUGCUACAGUGACCAAAAUGACAGCAGAGCUCAAUAAUACAAAGAGGGAGCUGGACACAUUGAGACAACAUUUGGACAAAUCAUUGGAAGAGAAUAGCAACUUAAAGUCUCUUCUAUACAAUGUGAAAAAAGAAGUAAAGAAUGCAGACACUUCAGCUGCACUAACUUUGCAGAUCACUGGACUUCAGGCAAGUAUGAAGCAGCUCUCUGAGGAAGUUGUGGAGCUGAAGCACCACGUGGAGCACUAUGACAAGAUCCAGGAGCUCACACAGAUGCUGCAAGAGAGCCACAGCUCCCUGGUCAGCACCAAUGAACAUCUCCUGCAGGAGCUGAGCCAUACACGGGCACAACAUAGAGCUGAGGUAGAGCAGAUGCACUGGAGCUUCCAGGAAUUUAAGAAGACUACGGCCCUGAUCCCUCACCGUAGUUCCCGACUUGGGGGCCGACAGUCCUGCUAG
Molecule: messenger RNA, 1941 nt
Organism: Mus pahari (shrew mouse)
Lineage: Eukaryota; Metazoa; Chordata; Mammalia; Rodentia; Muridae
Gene: Cep72
Product: centrosomal protein 72
Exons: 12
Coding region: 1-1941 (646 amino acids)
Biological process (GO): centriole replication; regulation of protein localization to centrosome; spindle organization
Cellular component (GO): centriolar satellite
Molecular function (GO): protein binding
Source: RefSeq, a predicted model, not a curated record